UGAGAACCUUGAGGUUGAAAGCAAGAACUGCUUACCAUUCGAGUGUCUCUGUUUUACCUCUCUAUUUUUAUUUGCAACUCGUUUAACCAGCAACCAAACUCCAUCCCUGUUAUCAGUUAUCACCUGCUAUGUAUCCGUUAAACUUCAAAUAAUGGCUCUCUAUCCAUUGCCCUCCGCCAUUAUACUCAACAAACUCACUUCUUCUCUCCCUUUCACUUACCGCUUUUCCCCUAAAGCUCUCUUCUCCACUACAGCCGCCGCCGCCAUUACCGCAUCCUUACCCCAACACCUUUCCUAUGGCCCUUCCCUCUACAAAGGCCACAAAACUUCACACCAAAACUCUGAUGAAGAUAACUUCACUAGAGUCUUUGAUAUCACUGCUUUACGAGUCCCUGCAGAACACUGUUUCUCCCUCGAGAGCAAAUUACGCGGACACCUUUUAAAUUGGCCUCGCAUUCGUAACAUUGCUAGGGUUCCUGGUGACGACAUUGAUGACGAAUUGAAGGUGUUUAUUGGAAAUGAUAAUACUACUGAUGAUGAAACCCUGACGAUAUUGGAACGGAGAAUUUAUGGGAAAGGUGAAGGAGAUGGAGAGAAAAUGUGUUCGGUGUUAUAUAGAGAUAAGCUUGCGAAGACUUUCAAUUCGAUAGGUUAUGUGAAGUUUGAGAAUUUGGCUAAAAUAUCGCGGCCGAAGAAGAAGAAGAAGAAAUGGAAGAGGGAGGAAAAUGGAAGAGAGAGGAGAGGGCAUGGGAGAAGUGAUAUGUCAACAGUGAAGGUGGUUGAAGAGGAGGGUAGUGAAGAUGAGGAUUUCAGUGGGUUAUUGGGUGAUGAUUUUAGAAGAAGAAAAUGGAGUGGAUCAACGAGGUUAUUGCUAUUGGAUGAGAGGUAUGCGGACAAGGGUAUAGAGGAAAUGCCCGAGGCAAUCAAGGCAGUCCUCAAAGAACACAAUGAGGAAAGUACAAGAUUAAGUUUUGAAAUUGUGAGAUGCAAGUUGACAUUAUUUUACAAUUAUUGGCAGAUGAAUGAGGUCUUAGAGAUCUUGCUUCCACAAGGUAUGAUUGUUCCUUCAGCUUUUGAGACAGUUGGGCAUAUUGCCCAUCUAAACUUGAGAGAUGAGCAUUUCCCAUACAAGAAACUUAUUGCAAAGGUAGUUCUGGACAAGAACAAGCCAAAGAUACAAACAGUUGUCAAUAAAAUUGAUGUCAUCCACAAUGACUACAGAACAAUGCAGCUUGAAGUUUUGGCAGGAAACCAUUCUCUUGUUACUACUGUAGCCGAGAAUGGACUCUAUUUUGAUGUUGAUUUAGCAGCAGUAUAUUGGAAUUCUAGGCUGGCAACAGAAAGACAAAGGCUUCUUAGUUGCUUCACCCACAAUGAUGUUGUUUGUGAUGUUUUUGCUGGGGUUGGUCCCAUUGCAAUAUCUGCUGCAAAGAAGGUCAAAUAUGUAUAUGCUAAUGAUUUGAAUCCUAAUGCUGUUGAAUAUCUGGAAAGAAACUGUGUCCGUAACAAAAUUGAGAGGAAGAUUGAGAUUUUUAACAUGGAUGGGAGGAGGUUCAUUGACAGUAUUUUUGCAAGUGAAAAAGCUAGGCCAAUUACUCAAGUAGUAAUGAAUUUGCCAAAUGAUGCUGCAGAGUUUCUUGAUACAUUUAGAGGAAUUUUCAGAAAUAAGCAUACGGAUAAGCAAUUUACCUUGCCAAGGAUCCAUGUAUAUGGGUUUUCGAAAGCUCAGGAUCCUGAAUUCGACUUUCAUGAGAAAAUCAGGAUUGCACUGUCUGAGGUGGCUUUUGAGGUACAGAUGCACAAGGUUCGCCUUGUUGCACCAGGAAAAUGGAUGUUGUGUGCAUCAUUUGUUCUACCUGAGACAGUGGCAUUUGCUAAAUAAACUCCAUGUGACAUAUGAUGGAGCUUGUGUUUGGUAGCCCCCUUCUCGAGUUCCUUACCUCUCUCUGUUAUAUAGACGUUCAAGUGCAGGAGCACUGCAUCACACAUAGGAAAGCAGAAUUAGCUGAGAGUGAGCUGUCCUUCAGAUAAAAUUUGAACAAAAGAUUUGGUACUUUGAACGCUAUGCUGCAGGUGUGGACCAGUUUGGAAAUGGUUAUAAAGGUGAAGAAAAACGCUCCAGACAUCCAAAUUUCAUGAAAAUAGAUUGUAGGAUCUAAUUUUGGUUUCUCAAUAUAUGGAAGUUUGAGCUUGAUUUGAAUGUCUUGUAGUUAUGAUGCACCAUAUCUUCUAGAGAAUGUAAAUACAGCUGUAGUGUGUGGAAAUUGUAGCUUUACUGUGGACCAUACCAUUAUAGUAGUCAUCUCACUUGGUCAUGAAAAUUUCAUUUUGAACAGCA
Solanum dulcamara is the source of this 2338-nucleotide messenger RNA. RefSeq names its product tRNA (guanine(37)-N1)-methyltransferase 1. Lineage: Eukaryota; Viridiplantae; Streptophyta; Magnoliopsida; Solanales; Solanaceae. The transcript has 10 exons. The coding region runs from base 152 to 1882 and encodes 576 amino acids. Gene Ontology annotation, biological process: tRNA N1-guanine methylation. Gene Ontology annotation, cellular component: cytoplasm. The record is from RefSeq and is a predicted model, not a curated record.